GCUUUCCUGAUCAGACAAAGAAAGCUGUACUCAGCUGCUGCACAUUCAUUGUCAAGAUCUAAAUGUACUGUCACUUUGCCAGGCAACGCUUGAGGAAAGAUUGUGUGGAAGGGCACAACGUAUGAAAUUUGACCAGGAUAUCUAUAAACAGACCUCUGUAAUCUGCAGCCAAAAGGUGCUGCCGGGGUUUAUGUUUGAGAGAUGUUGUUGAGCUCUACUAGAUGAACAGCUCGGAACUAUAAUGUGUUCCAUGGUUACUAACCAGAUAAGGGGCAUGGCCAAAAGUUUUUUGUAUUGCCGUUUUGCAUAUUAAUGCAACUGUGGUGACCAUCUUCAUUUGUAGCAUUCUACUUGGUGCAUACCUUUUGAUGGUGGUAGAGCAGCAAAGUCUGACAGGCUCUCUUUCAAAACCAGGGGAGGAAACACCUGAAAGAUGAAGCAAUAAGGAUUCUGUGACCAGAUUUACAGGGAAGAAUCCUUUGCUGAGCUUCAGUUAACUUGACAGUGAAUGUCUGGAUUUUAUUUGUAUUUUUAAGUGUGUCUUCAACUAAGGUAAUGGAGAAGGACCAUCCAGCGUUUUUUAAUUUUUCACCUGAACAAUAAUGUUAUAUAAACCAUGUCUGGAUUAAAACCUACAGCAUACCUCUUGCAAGGUGGGAUCCAUGAGCCAAUGAUUUCUCCAGCUCUGAGGAAUACUGUAACUGUGAACCCCCUGACCCCUUCUCCACCAAGCCUAUCUUCAGUAUCCAAGAGAAGCCUAUCUGUCCACAGGACACCAGCUGCAGCCUCAGGAACCCAUUCAGCUAGUUUCGCAGCCACCUUGAGGAAGCUGGCCAAACAAGCUGAAGAAUCACGAGGAUAUUCAGACUCUUCCUACAGUGAUGAUAUUUCACCUGCAUCCUCAGCAGCAGUGAAUCCCAGAACCCCAAGCUGCAGUCCCAGGAAGGCCUCAGCUGGAAGCCAAAGAUCUGUAAAGCCAGCUCCUGCGGUAACCAUAGCACCCAAUGAGGCUGGAGGUGACCUAUGGAGGAACGAAGGCAGUCAGCAAUUUGCAAUUAGACCGAGUAGCUAUGACCCUCACUCAGCAACCCCACUGCUAAAACAAGAAAAGGCUGCUAUGUCUCCAGUCCCUACUCGUUAUAUACCAAGGAACACUGCAAUGGAGUUACCAUACUCUUCAGUUGGUUUGCAGAGACCAGUGCAACAGGUAAUACCACCAGGAAAGAGACCUGAUGGUUAUCAAACAGGAUUUCAUCCAGACCUCAGCAGAGAUGCAAUUCGACCUUUGCCAACUUAUCCUGGCCUUGAUACCACCUCCUGCUUCUAUCCUGCUUUCUUAGGUUACCUUCCACUGCAGCCCUCCUUGUACAGCAGAUAUGAUGACCCAUAUUUUCUAUCCAUUCGGACACCUUUUCUACACCUUCAUGAAACAACUACCUUCUCUCCACUUCAAACCUCCACACUUCCCUUUUCCAAGGACCUCUUAGAGUCAACAAGUGUCAUGCCCACAGGUUUGCAACAAGGACAUCAGCCAGGCCAUGCUGAUGAGAGGAAGAACAAAGAUGUUCCAAGUAGUAGAGCCAGGUGCUGUAAACAAGAAAGAGCUCAUCGUGUUACCCCAGGCAGUAUAAGAGACCAAGAUCCACCAACAGAGGAGAGUAGGAGACUCCGAGAGGCAGCUUGGGAGAGAAACUGUAGCAGAAGGACUGAAUUAAAGCAGAAAAAGAACCAAGAUGUGAACAGCCCACCACUACAUCCAAAGCACUAUUUUAACAGACAAGACAGCAGCAAGCUUGAAAGGAAUCCUUAUUUUCCCUUAUUUGGACAUAGCACUCAGCCUCUUCACAAAAUGGGUCAUGAAAAAGGAUCAUGGAAAGACCUUUCAUCUUCUCUUCCAGAGGUGCCAAAUUAUAUUUCAUUUGGGAGAAUACAGAGAAAUUCAGAAACUAAGAAUACUGUUGGCCCUGUUUCAUUUUCACCAAACAGGCUUCAGUGUUUAAGCCCCUCAUCUUCCUCUCCACACAUUGAUAAAGCAAACCUAAACAGGCGGCUGUUAGAAAGAGAGGCAGCUCUCAUCACCAUGAGAGAGACUCAAAAUCAUCUUCAAAAUAACUUCAACAAAAAGGCUAACAACUUCAUUGGCAAGAAAACUGGUGACACAAGCAGACCUCCUAAAGACAGAGAAGACGGGGCACAUCUAAGCAGCACAGAACCAUUAAAUAAUUUUUCACCUGCCACAUGUUCAAAAAAAUUCUUCAGGGAGAUGUCAACAGAGCCACAGGAUUCCUCAGGGGCACUGGACUUCAGGCAACAAAGCAAAUAUGAAAACAGGGCCACAGACAAAACAAAACACUCACUGAAGAUAUGCACAUCAGAGCUACAAAGACCUUAUAGGGACAAAAGUAUAUCAUUGGAACAUAAUGUUUCAGGGAUGGGUUCUAUGCCAGAUUUAUUAACUCAGAUCCCUUAUUAUCUUAGAGUAGCUUAUAACAACUCUAAGCAGGAAAGCACUGGGAGUAAUAGCACCCUCCAAGACUCCCAGGAACAAUGUUUGGAUUUAUCCAUCACUUCACCUGCAGGAAAUAUGAAGCUCAGAAAAAUUACAAGCUCUCAGGUUCAAAACACAUCUUUGCCAAACAGCAUGGACCCAGACAGUCAAAGAACUAAUACUGAUGCUCUGCUGAUACAGAGGUCUGUUGUCAGCAACCUAAAUAUCUUAGAAAGGAAAUUAAAACAGGCCAAGAAAAGAGAUCUGCCCUUUAACUGUGACUUUUCUGCUUAUGGAACCUGUAAGAGAAGGAUGAGUACAUUGGGGAGCAAACUUAUAGCUCAGCCACCUGUCAAACUGGACAACUCACCUGCGGAAGUGGUAUUUCUUGACCUGCUUGGUCUUACCACUAAAAAGGAAGGAGUGAAGCAGCAGAGGAAAGGUAGGCGGUUGCUAGAUGACUCCAGUCCAGAUGUACCCCCUUUACAGAAGAGUAGACCAACCUUGUUUUCUGCUGCCAAGUCAAACAGUCAGGAAAAAAAUGGAGCCAUGGACACAGAUGAAAAGAAACAGUUUCUUGCACACCUUGAAUUAAAGCCCCUCGUUCCUUUUCAAAGAGAAGUGAGUUAUUCAGAAUACAAUACCAAUUCUCAAUUGUCAGCCAAGAUGCAGACAGGGCAGACAAAGAGUUCUGAUCAGUCUGAAGAGGACCAAAGUGAGGGCAUUGCCAGUGAGGAUGAAAUGGUGUGGCAGACAAAAUGGCAUGGCAUUGCCUCUGUGUUCGAAACCUACCAAGAGUACAUUGAAGAGAAAGACUUGGAGGAAAGUGUUCUUCAAGAGCAACUGAGAUACCUAAAAGAAAAAAAUGAUGAACUGAAUUGCAUUGCACAUAACCUCAGCUCAUAUAUGCAGGGGCUGGAGGCAAAUAAACAGAAUUUGGAAACUGAGCGAAAACACCACCAGGAUGCUCUUGACUGCCUGAAAAAGUCAGUGUAACAGAAGAAAGAACCAUUAUAAGGGAGGAAAGGCAAAAUGUUGUACAUUUUAUACAUCUGCACUUGAAGAGCAUUACAAAGGCAGUUCUGUUGUAUCUAUUGUAUUGUUUUAAACAGAUACCAAAAUAUCCACUGUAUUGUUCAAUGUACUUAGUUAUGCAGAUCAAAAGUAUUAAUACCAUUUAUGCAAUUGCAAGAAUUACCUUUUAUAUCUAACUAACAUUUGCAAAUUAAGCAAACAAUUUUUAGAAAUGUAUUUUUUUAAAUCCUCAGCUUCAUUGUGAUUUAACUAGAAGGGUGAUAAACAAGUUAAACAUUGCCCUACUCACCCAAAAUGGAUGAUUUGCAGUAAUCUUUUUGUCAGAUUUUCCAGAUUCAGGUUCCCACUUCUCUCUUUUGAAUACAGUGGCUCUCAGAAGUAUUCACCCCCCUUGGACUUUUCCACAUUUUAUUGUG
Polyodon spathula (Mississippi paddlefish) is the source of this 3939-nucleotide messenger RNA. Its product is annotated as genetic suppressor element 1-like. NCBI's taxonomy places the organism in Eukaryota, Metazoa, Chordata, Actinopteri, Acipenseriformes, Polyodontidae. Bases 617 to 3484 code for a protein of 955 amino acids. The record is from RefSeq and is a predicted model, not a curated record. The transcript is spliced from 14 exons.